This is a messenger RNA of Pyrus x bretschneideri (Chinese white pear), 1269 nucleotides long. RefSeq lists its product as uncharacterized. The record is from RefSeq and is a predicted model, not a curated record. The transcript is spliced from 5 exons. Bases 576 to 1196 code for a protein of 206 amino acids. Lineage: Eukaryota; Viridiplantae; Streptophyta; Magnoliopsida; Rosales; Rosaceae.
AGGUUGUGUUCUGUUUGUUUCCUGAGAAAAUUAAGGAAAAUGAAGAAAAGUUGAAAACUUAGGAUUGUUUAUGUUGAUUUUCUCAGCAACCAAACAUAGGCAUUCUGCUCUAAUUGUCUGGUUAUUGAGAGAAUGAGGGAAGAAUAUUUAAAGUGAGACUUCACAUGUCAGAUGAGAUUUGUUUUUCCAAGUAUUGACUCUUGAAAUUGAAAUCUGAGAUAUGCAACUCCUUGGUGUAGUAAAAUUGAUUUUGCUCUUUCUGGGAUGCUGACAUCACAGGAAAAAAAGAAGAAGAUUUAAAAGUGAAAAUUUGCUGUUUGUACUUUGUUUUCCCCCUUAAUUUUCUGGAUGACCAAACAGGGACUUUAUGUUUCUUCUGUAGCUCAAGCUUUUUCCUUUAACUUUGUUUUAGAAUCUUUGUACUUUGGUUUACUUGUUCGUUAAGCGAUCCUGAGAGUGAGUGAACUUGGAAAUGUGUUUCUAGCUUUUUUAUUUCACAUUCUUUGCUUCAAACCUUAGGCAUUUGGUGAGUAUAUUCUUAGGGGUUUCCCUUCGCAUGGAUUUCUAUAGGAAAUAUGUAUUAUGGGUGUUGUUUUUGGUCUCAGACAGAGAGAUGCUUUGAGAAGAGACCGUGCUGUUCAUUUUUUGUGUUUUCCGGUGCUUGUUUUCGAUCUUUUGUGGUUGUAGUUAUGGAGAAAAUCAAUACGAAAUGCAAGGCUCUUUUCAGAAGCAGAGGCUGUCUUGGAUGCUGUAGCCAACCCCGUGUACAUAUUCCAGUUGAUGAGCCAUCGAACAGACUGAGAAUUCAAGGUCGAUCAGUGAGAAAAAAUAGCAUAUCAGAGGAUUUCUGGAGUACUAGCAGUGCUGAAAUGGAGGACAGCGGAGUCCAGUCUCAGAAAAGCAUCUCAUCUGUUAGCACUUCAAAUCCCCUUGAUUCCCACAGUACUUCUGGCAGCACAAGCAAUACAACUGCAUUUGUAAAUCAUGGUCUUUUACUCUGGAACCAGACAAGGAAUCAGUGGCUUGCAAAUAAACAGCCUCAACGCCAGAAGGAACUUCGAGAACCUAGAAUAAGCUGGAACGCCACUUACGAGAGCUUACUCAGUACCAACAAGCCUUUUCCCCAGCCGAUCCCUCUUCCUGAAAUGGUCGAUUUUCUCGUCGAUAUUUGGGAGCAAGAGGGUUUGUAUGAUUGACCAAGAAAACACUAAAAAAACUCUCUUGCUUUUUUGCAUGGUUUACUUAAUUAUCAAUAGCUACCUUACACUA